Conger conger (European conger) is the source of this 2593-nucleotide messenger RNA. RefSeq names its product UNC93-like protein MFSD11. Lineage: Eukaryota; Metazoa; Chordata; Actinopteri; Anguilliformes; Congridae. The record is from RefSeq and is a predicted model, not a curated record. The coding region runs from base 112 to 1452 and encodes 446 amino acids. The transcript is spliced from 13 exons.
GUGUGCGUGCGCACGCUAUUCUAAACACUACUACUAUCUACUGUAGCCAGCUCGCUGGUUAACAGCUACGUUUUCAGAUUUGGACCUGGAAUCAAUUCUGCUUGUCUUAUUAUGGCAGACGUGAGGGUGUUCAAUGUGGUAAUUCUGGGAAUAGGAUUUCUACUCAUUUUCACCGCUUUCACAACUUGUGGAAACAUUGAACAAACUGUGAUUAAAAGCGUGGAAAAUAGGACCUUCGUAGGAAGUGGCUACCACAGCCUUGGGAUUAUAUAUGGAGUUUUUUCGGUGUCUAAUCUGUUCGCUCCCACUGUGGUCACAAUAUUGGGACCGCAGGUCACCAUGUUUCUCAGUGGAGUGCUAUACAGUGGCUACAUUGCUGUGUUCAUCCAUCCUGCUGCUUGGAGCCUUUACACAACCUCUUUUCUCAUUGGAGUUGGGGCAGCCAUGCUUUGGACUGCUCAGGGACACUUCCUGGUGCAGAACUCAGAUGCUGCCACUAUCAACAGGAACACAGGGGUGUUCUGGGGUCUUCUGCAAUGCAGUAUGCUGUUUGGAAAUCUCUACAUCUAUUUUGAUUGGAACGGAAUAACAGAAAUAACAGACGGUAACCGGAGAAGCUUGUUCCUGGCUCUGCUGGUCAUCUCUGUGCUGGGGACACUGUGCUUCUUGGUGCUGAGAAAACCACCCCUGCAGGAGGACAUCUUGUCUGAAGAGGAAGGGCAGUCCUUACUCUCAGCUCAUGUGAUGUACAAACAAAGAGCGGUGUCGGCUGUAAGAGAAGCCAAGUCAGACUUUGGAACAAUGCUCAAGUUGUUUCAGUCCAGAACCAUUCUCCUGCUAAGCUGCUGCAUGGCCUACAGCGGUUUGGAGCUGUCCUUUUACAGCGGGGUGUAUGGAACAUGCCUGGGGGCGACGACUCACUUUGGAAAUGCAGCAAAAGGCCUGAUUGGGCUCUCUGGGAUAAUGGUGGGGAUCGGGGAGAUCCUUGGCGGGGGUCUGUUUGGGCUGGUGUGCAAGAACAGCCGUCUCCGACGCACGUCCGUGGUCUUCCUGGGCAUGGUAGUGCACUUCAUCGCCUUCUAUCUCAUCUUCCUCAACAUCCCGGACGACGCGCCUCUGGCUAUAAACAGUGGCACGCAGCACGAGCCAUACCUGCUGCCCAGCGCAUCCAUUGCCUUGCUGUGCAGCUUUCUGCUGGGACUGGGAGAUAGCUGCUUCAACACCCAGCUCUACAGCAUCCUGGGCUGCGUGUACGCAGAGCAAAGCGCACCCGCUUUCACCAUCUUCAAAUUCAUCCAGUCCAUAUGCGCAGCCCUGGCCUUCUUCUACAGCGGAUACCUGCUGCUGACGUGGCAGCUGCUGUUGAUGGUGCUGCUGGGAUUCAUGGGAACCCUCUGCUUCUUCCUGGUGGAGAAGAUGCAGAACCUAACCGGGGUCUUGGAACAGCCAUAACCGACCCCGGGUAUCUCACCGCUCACUUUCCGUUACACGGGGCCAAAGUUGGAUAUCGUUUAACCUGGAGGAUGUGCACUAUUUUAUAUCGGCUUUAAACUGAAGUAACAGUUGCAAUACACAAACAAUUUUGUUAUACGAGUUAUUUAUUUAUGUAUUGAGUAAAUGGUCACUGGAGAAAGACAUUUCAGUUUGAUCUUUGUUUGGCUUUCCUCGUACACUUCUCUCAGGUUUAAAUGCACGUCAUAAUUUUUCUGCACCAGAGACUGUUAUAUUCAAAUAGUACUUGAACGUCAACUAUUAAUAGGACAAUCACAUAAUAAUAAAAAUAUAUGGCCUACUGGACAGGAAGAUAUUUUUUCUUUUACUCUUAAUGCAUUUUGACAGGUAAUUUAUCAUUGUACUUGGCAGGUAGGAAAUCUAUGGAUAUGUCCAGGUAUUCAUGUUCUGUGAAUAUACAGAUGAAAGGAAGUCAGUUUGGCACCAAAGACAGUCAGGGGGAAAAUCAUUGUUAGCUCCUUUUAUUACUGGAGGAAACACAAGUUUGUUCUCAUGAAUUUUACCGGUGUAUUUGACAUAUACGAGACUACACCAUGAUACCUUUACUACACAAGAGUACAUUUUACUACACAACAAUAAAUACCUUGAAUGCCACCAAAAUUAAGGUAUUUUGUUCUCAGUUGUAUUUUACGCAAGGCUACAGGUAAGUGUAAUAUAAUUUAGGCCAUUCAUUUUGUUGACUGUACUGCCACAGGUCUAGAUAAGUCUUCUGCAGCAAGUAGUAUGAAAUCCCGUGCAGUAAAUUCUGCUUGUUAUAUUAUGUUUAUAUUAUCAUUUCAAGCCGUUUUGUGGUUGCAUUUCGUAUUUACAUAACAUAAAAAAUGUUAGUCAUGUGUAUUUUCUCUGACAGUAUAGACUGCUUCUUAAAGUGACCAAAGUAACAUUUUAAAAUAGCAGAAAUGUGCCUUUAUGUUUUAUGUGCCAGUGUUUAAUUUGUUUAAUAUACUGACAUUGGCCAAGAUGGCUUAUUCGUGUUUAUUCAUGUUAGUGUUAUGUAAUACUGACAUUGGUGUUUUUUUAAUUGUAUUUUUGUCUUUUGACAUUUUUAUAUUGGAAUAAACAUGUAAAGCAUUUAUUUAAA